Vitis vinifera (wine grape) is the source of this 3096-nucleotide messenger RNA. Its product is annotated as rust resistance kinase Lr10. The transcript is spliced from 3 exons. The record is from RefSeq and is a predicted model, not a curated record. Gene Ontology annotation, molecular function: protein kinase activity; ATP binding. NCBI's taxonomy places the organism in Eukaryota, Viridiplantae, Streptophyta, Magnoliopsida, Vitales, Vitaceae. The coding region runs from base 569 to 1888 and encodes 439 amino acids. Gene Ontology annotation, biological process: protein phosphorylation.
ACAGAGAGACUACCCUUAAAAUAAUACUAGACGACUUGGUACUCCUCUCCUCCCUCUUCCGUCUCACCCAUGUAUCCUCUACUCAGUGUUAUAGUCUUCCUUCUCUCACUGAAUAUGGGAACACAAACUUUAGGAGAAAGCACUGAUGACGAUUUCUUUGAGCUCUGCCAAGAAACUAGAUGCAGCACAAGGGGUGGUCCACGCAUAAGAUUCCCCUUCAGACUCAACACCCAACCAGACUUUUGUGGCCUUGAAGGGUUUGUAGUAUCUUGCUUAAACAACAGGACCCUCUUGCACCUUCCUUUCUCUGGUGACUUCUAUGUUCAAGAAAUCUCUUAUCUCAACAAUAUAAUUUCUAUUCACCUUCAAAAUACAUUGCCCAUUACAAAGUGUUUUCUCUCUUAACUUCUCGGGUUCUCCCUUCAACACUGGUACAUUUUCUCAGAUUUUUACCAUUGUGAAUUGCACAGAGAGGGUUUCAUGGAGUGCAUCAGACGGAAUAGUAGUGCCAAUUGAUUGCUUGAGUUACGACAAGAAUUUAGUUUAUUUAUAUGAUCCUUUUGUUUCCAUGAACAAGCUGCCUUCACAUUGCAGAAGAUUUAAAACAGUUGAGAUCAUUUCAGUUCAUGGCUACGUUGAACUCCAACAAGCCAUUGAGAGACUUUUUGAAAGGCAAGAGAUCUUCCUCGCUUGGGAAGGGUUAGAUGGUUGCUAUGAAUGUGAAAACUCAGGAAACUUCUGUGGAUUCAACAGUACAAGAAAUGCAACCAUUUGUUCUACUUCCAGGCCCAAAAGGUCACAUUCUGCUGUAAUCUUAGGAACAAGCAUUGGAGGCACCGCCUUUCUUGCUUUGGUUGUACUUGUGUUGUACAGAUUUCGAAGAUCAGACAGUGAAAAGGAAACUCAGCUCAAGGUAGAGAGGUUCCUGGCAAAUUACAAGACCCUCAAUCCAUCCCGGUAUUCCUACAGUGAUCUAAAAAAGAUAACAGGCAAAUUUAGGCACAAAGUAGGCCAAGGAGGUUAUGGAACUGUCUACCGAGGAAAAUUGCCCAAUGGAAUACCUGCAGCAGUUAAGAUGAUCGAGAAUUCUAAAGGAAAUGGCCAAGAGUUCAUUAAUGAAGUAGCUACCAUAGGUAGGAUACACCAUUUCAAUGUGGUUCGCCUUCUUGGGUUUUGUGCAGAAGGGACGAGGCGUGCUCUGGUCUAUGAAUUCAUGCCAAAUGAAUCGCUUGAAAAGUUUAUCUUCUCAUCAAAAGACUCUAAAACAAGAAAUCGACCAUUUAGUUGGGAGAAGCUUCAACAAAUUGCAAUGGGCAUUGCCCGUGGAAUGGAGUACUUGCACCAGGGGUGCAACCAAAGGAUCCUUCACUUCGACAUCAAGCCCCAUAAUAUUCUACUAGACCACAAUUUUCAGCCCAAGAUUUCAGAUUUUGGGUUGGCCAAGCUAUGUUCAAAGGAACGGAGCGUUGUCUCCAUGACAGCUGCCAGAGGAACAGCAGGCUACAUUGCACCUGAGCUCUUCUCAAGGAACUUUGGAGCAGUUUCUCACAAAUCCGAUGUUUUUAGCUUUGGAAUGUUGUUGUUGGAGAUUGUGGGAUGUCGAAGAAACAUCGAUGUUACAGUUGAAAAUCAAAGUCAGAUUUAUUUCCCGGAAUGGAUUUACAACAGAAUGAGUCAGGGGAAGGAGAUGGGGCUGGAAAUUGAGAUAGAUGGGGAUGAGGAGAUUGCCAAGAAGCUUGCAAUUGUGGCACUUUGGUGCAUUCAAUGGAACCCAACAGACAGGCCUUCAAUGACAAUGGUGGUUCAAAUGCUUGAAGGUGACUUGCAUGGCUUAGAGAUACCUCCAAAGCCUUUUGCUUCUUCAGACAUUGAGAUGAUUGCAACUUGACAUCAGUCAAAUCCUGAAAACAUGUUUCCCUCAAAGAAUCUAUUUCCUUUUUCUUCCUUUAUCCGUGAUCACACAAAUUUAUUUCCAAACACUGCAAAUCAGAUCUUUCCUUUUUCUUUCUUUAUGGACAUGGACAAAACCAACAGCUAUAACGUAAUUCACCUAGCAAAAGGCAGAAUUAAAUAUCAUAUAUAAACAAACAAAUCAAAAUUAAGUUAUUUUUUAAUGCGUGGUAGGAUAAAUUGGGUUCAUAAAGCAGUGAGUUGGUUCUUUGGUUCUUGUGUUUACACACACCCAUAAAGUAGUAAAAUGACAUGAUUCUAGUGGGCAUUGAAAAGGACAAGCAAGAGGGCAUAUUUUCUUUUCCUCCUUAACCAAGGUAAGGAAUUUCUUCCCUCAUUUGCCUUUUGAAAAUUAAAACCAGAGGAGAAAAAGAGCAAAAGCGCAUAAAGGAAAGCAUGGAAUUUGGGUGCUUCCAAUUAUCACCAAAUCAUGAACAAAUCAAACUCAAAACAAAUGAUAUGAAACAAGUCAUUAAGAAACCGAAGACAUUUUCCUUUUAUCCCAAAUUCAGCAGAAAGCAAAUACAUGAUAGGUGUAAGUGAUGCAUGCCCAGCAGCAGUACAAACAUUCCAUACCCCCAAUUUAUAGCUCAAAAGAAAUCCAAGCUCCCUAGAUUGAAGAAAAGACAAAGACGAAAACAGAGCUACCUCGUAUGCAUCCCUUACAUCCCAUGUUGAAGACGGGGCAAAAACGUUAGAAAAAGAAAAACUGAAAGAUCCGGAGGUCAAACCAGGAAUAAAAAUAAAAGAGAAGAGCCAAGUUAACGUAAAUCGGACCGCUACCCUCAAUUCCCCGCAAUGCAAUAACGCCGCUCUACCGAUUCUGCCCCUUCUCCAAGUAGCUGGAAACUCGGGAGAGCCCAAUUGCAAAGCUUAGUUUUGUUUGUUGUGCUUUUGCCAUCAGCUUUCACCCAUAUUUACAAAGAGAGACCUUCUACGACGUCGCCGCCGCCGACCACUGCCUUCACCACCACCGGCAUCCACGAACCCUCUCCGGUGGCCACCGAUCAUGGUCUUUUCUAUACAAAUAUACCCAGUACAAGAUCAGUCUGAGAGCCCAAACAUGAGCAUAAACGCAAAGGUGCAAUGUGGGCAGCUAGGCUGCAAGAAAGAAAGACUAUAAACUAGAAAGAGCGUGUGUUACAU